AUGAUUAUUUACAAGGACAUCAUUACCGGAGACGAGAUCAUCUCGGACUCUUACGACCUCAAGGACAUCGAUGGCAUUGUCUUCGAGGCCGACUGCGCCAUGAUCACCGAGGGCGCCGUCAGCGUCGACACCGGCGCCAACGCCUCCGCCGAGGAGGCUGACGAGGGUACUGAGGACGCCGAGAUCAAGGUCAACAACAUUGUCCACUCUUUCCGCCUCCAGUCCACCCAGUUCGACAAGAAGAGCUUCCUCGGCUACCUCAAGGGCUACAUGAAGACUGUCAAGACUGCCCUUCAGGAGAAGAACGCCCCCGCCGAGAAGAUCACCGCCUUCGAGAAGGGUGCCCAGAAGUACGUCAAGGAGACCCUCCUUCCCAACUUCAAGGACUUCGAGUUCUACACUGGCGAGUCGAUGAACCCCGAUGGAAUGGUCGUCCUCCUCAACUACCGCGAGGAUGGUGUCACCCCCUACAUCAUCGUCUGGCAGCACGGCCUCGAGGGCAUGAAGGUUUAA
Messenger RNA from Colletotrichum lupini, 513 nucleotides. RefSeq names its product translationally-controlled tumor protein. The transcript is spliced from 5 exons. The record is from RefSeq and is a predicted model, not a curated record. Gene Ontology annotation, cellular component: cytoplasm. Bases 1 to 513 code for a protein of 170 amino acids. Lineage: Eukaryota; Fungi; Ascomycota; Sordariomycetes; Glomerellales; Glomerellaceae. Gene Ontology annotation, molecular function: calcium ion binding.